Messenger RNA from Plasmodium vinckei vinckei, 8313 nucleotides. Its product is annotated as conserved Plasmodium protein, unknown function. The transcript is spliced from 2 exons. The record is from RefSeq and is a predicted model, not a curated record. NCBI's taxonomy places the organism in Eukaryota, Apicomplexa, Aconoidasida, Haemosporida, Plasmodiidae. Bases 1 to 8313 code for a protein of 2770 amino acids.
AUGAAUGAAACAAAUGCUGGAGCAGACAUAGAAGAAAAGAAAAAACAAAUAGGAAAAGCAAGGAAACGUAAAUUCUCCAUUAGACACAAAAAAAUUAAAUUAUAUCACAAAUCAAAAUCACAUGAAAACCGAAAAAAAAAAGUUAAACAAUUCAAAAAUUAUAAUUCUUUAAAUUAUAAAAAAAAAAAUGAAAAACCCAAAAAAAAAAAAAAAAAAAAAACAUCCAUACUAUUAAAUAAAAAGAAUGACGCAAAUUCAGAAAAAAGUCCUACCUAUCCAAACGCAGUUAUUAGUAACCAGAUUCAAUCUUUCAUAAAGUAUGAUAAAUCUAUAAAUGAGAUGGAAGCAAUAACUCCUGAUAAUUCUUCCACGAAAUAUAUAUCAAAUAAUAAAUGUAAUGAAAAACACAUAAGUAAUAAUAUAGAUACCGAUAAAGAACUUCCAAAAGGUGUAAAAACGGAUCAAAAUGAAUCUUCGAAUUAUAUAUGCGAAAAAAUAACAUGUAAAAGAAUAUUACAAAAUUAUGUUGAAAAAAAAAAUGGUGAAGAGAAUAAGGAUACUUGUAAAACUGUUUUGGAUAGUAAUACCAAUUAUAGCCUUAUAAAAAAUCAAGAAAUAAAAAGUUGUAAUAAAGAACAAAAUAUAAAACGUAAUAUUUUUAAGACACAAAAUUGGAAAAAUGGUUCUAUUCCUUUUAUUCGAAAUAAUUAUGGUAGUAGAUUUGUUGAUAUUUCUGAAAGAGGUGGUUUAAAAAUAGAAAAUUCAAGAAUAAUCCGAAAUGACGCAAAAAAUGUGUUUAUUAGUAAGUUCUGUACUGUAAAGAAAGAUAAAACCCUCAGUAUUGAGAAUACCACAAAAUUAAAAAAAGAAAAGUGCUCAGAUGGAACUAAAUUAGAGAUUUAUAAAAAUAUCAAUCACGCUAUUACCAACGAUAUUGAUGAAAUUAGCAGCAAAAUUACAAGUAAAGUUGCGAUAGAUAAAACAAAAAUUGUUAAAGAUAUAGACAUGGAUAAACAAAAUAGGAGUGAAAAUCUCGAUUGUUCUAACAUGCUACCUGAAAAUGUUAGCCUGAUUGAAAAUAAUGCAUCGAUAAAACAAACAUUUGAAUCAGAACCAAAAGAUAUCACCUUGAUUGAGCUUGAGAAAAUCAAUCUAAGUAAUCUUGAAGAUUUGCCUAUUUCCAUAAAAAAUGACACAAAUCAAAUAAAACUCAUUUUAGAAAAUUUAAAUGAAGAAGAAAUAAUUAACUUGUCUAUCCCUUUUAACGAAAAUUCAAAAAUAGUAAGAUAUUUAAAUUUGCUAUCAAUAGAAAAAAUAGAGAAAAUAAUAAAACUAUUAGAUGUAGACAAUUAUAAAAGUUUUAUAUUUAUAUUUAAAGAAGAUAAAAUUAUUAAUAUCAUAGAAAAUAUUUCUACAAAUACAAGUAUAAGUAUAUUAUUAAAUUUACCACAAAAUAAAUUGACAUAUAUAUUUAAUAAAAUGAAAGAAAUGAUUAUAAUAAAAAUUAUAAAUACAAUUUCUUUGUGUAAAUUUUAUUAUAUAAUUGAAUGUUUGCCUAUAGAAAAAAUCAGCCCCCUUUCCAACCAUAUAUCUUAUGAAAAAUUAUAUAUACUUCAUAAUAAUUUGACAUGUAAAAAUUUAUGUUUAAUAACUAAUGAUUUAUAUAUUUCAACCAUUAAUAGACUUAUGAAUGACUUACCUUUACAUAAAUCUAUUAAAAUUAUGAAAUAUUUAUCAAUUAAAAAAAUGACACUAUGUAUAAAUAUAAAUCAUAUGUCUUUUUAUUUUGCUGCUGAAAUAUGUAAGUCUUUUAAUUCACCAGAAAUUGUUGAUAUAUUAUAUUAUUUAAAUGAAAAAAAUACAGAAAUAUUAUUAAAAGAAUGCGAUAUCAAGAAAAUUGUUGUAUAUAUUAAUUACAUACCUGUAAAUAAAUUUAAGAUAAUUAUCCAUAAAUUUCCAACACCUUUUCUAAAACAAAUUAUUAAUGAUAUAUCUAUGAAAUAUAUUAUACAAAUAUUUAUUUCUUUACCUCAGAAUAAGACAAUCGAAUGCUUAUAUUCUUUGUCACCCAAAAAGUUAAACAUAUUAAUAAGCACAAUACCGACUAAAAAUCUGAUAAUAGAUUUAAUCAUUCGAGGUGGAAACCCAACAACACCAAUCGAGUCAUCAAUAAAAGGCCACAUAAUUUAUAAAAAAAAUAAGAAAAAACAAAAAAAAUUAAUUAAAAUGUUAGAUAGUUCUAAUAUAUUUCUCAUAUUAAAUGAAUUAAGUGGAAAAAAUUAUGAUAUAUUUUGUAAACUGUUGUGUGCAAAUCAAAUUAAAGAUAUUAUUAACAAUCUUCAAAUCGAUUGUGAAAAAGCUGCAAAUAUUAUUCUAUAUUUACCUAUUAAUAAAAUUAUAGAAAUACUUGGAAACUUGGAAAAAGAAAAAUUUACAGCCAUAACAAAACAUUUUCCCUAUUACAUAAGGGAAGUUAUUAAUCAGCAGAUAUAUAACGAAAAACAUGCUCUUCGAGAAAAUAGAGAAUUUAAUAAUCCGGAUAAUGUUGAUCAAAAUCUUUACAGUAAUAAUAAUUCUAAAGACAAUAUUAAAAAUGGUAGUAAUAAAAUCAAGCGAAUACAUCAAAUAUUUAUCACAUUUAAAUUACUGAAAUUUAUAAAGUUUUUUAACGAUUAUUAUAAUUUAAAAGAAAUAAAAAAGCAUGCAUAUAGUAAUUAUAUACAAGAGCGAAAAAAGAACGAUAUAAUACAUAGUAUUAAUAUUAAGAGUUAUCUAAAAUUUCUUAAUUGUACAUCUUGCAUUAAAAUAAUGAAAAUUGAGAAUGCUAUUAACAAAGCACUGAAUAAAAAUGUCUAUAAUAAAAAUAAUGUAAUCGAUUCUAUAUUCAUUUUUUUUAAUAUAUAUCAUAAAACGAAAAUUCAAAAAUAUAUCAAUGAGCAAAAGAUAAUAGGCUCUUUAGACGACUACAUUCUUAUAAAUAAGGAAAAAGGAGAAAAAGUAAAAUAUAUCGAAGGGAGUUCAAUAUUAUCUAGUAAUAUUAAUACCUCACAAGAUCAUGAUCAAUACGAAAAGAACACUAGCGAAAACAAUACUAAGGAAAAUAUGCUACAAAGUGUAAAUAAAGACUCUUUAUGGAAUAAUCACGUGCCAAAUGAUGAAACUAAAAACAGAUCGGACAACAUACAAUCCAUGGAAAACUCAAAACAAUCAAGUAUGUUAAAAAUAAAAAAUAGUUAUUAUGUUUUUAUAAUAUACCUCGUUUCUUUUAUAAAAAAACACAUCCAAAAAUGUAUUAUAUUAAACAAACAGAUAGGUUCUGAAAAUUUCCCAAAAAGCCAAAUCAUCAAAUAUUGCAACACUGUCAAUGUAGAAGAAAACCCAAGUGAUGAAAGCAAAAAUAAAGAUGCCAAAGACAGCCAAAACAACAACAUAAUAUGCGCUAAUAAUGAAAACGAAAAUGAAACUGAUCAAACUAAUAUUAGGAAGGAAUAUAAAUUUAGUAAACUAUUUUUUAAUAGCGUCAGAAAAAUUAUGAAAAGCAUUUUUUACACUGUUAAAAAAAUCAAUAAAAUGGAUAAUUCAUUGUUUGUAACGAAUAAUAAUUCUGCUUCUAAUAUAAUUCGAACUAAAAUAAUUUAUUGUAAAAAUAUUGUAAAAAACAUGAUAUUUAAUGAAUUAAAUAUAAAAGAAAGUUUUAGAAAUUAUUUAGCAUUUGAAAACCCUCAAAGAGAAAAUAUAGCAGACAAAUGUAUCUUUGAGGAAUCCAAAUAUGGGCAUACAAAUGAAAUAACAAAAAGCUUAAAUUAUUUGGACUAUUCAAUAGUUAAAAAUUUAACAAAUAACAUAAAUUUUAUCAAAGAUGAUGAAUUUGGCCAAAUGUGUAAAGAAAAUAAUAAUAUGAAAAACAAAUAUAUAGUAAAAGAUUUAAAUAAAAACCAAGAAUCAAAAAAAAUUAAACAAAUUGUAAAAAAAACAGAAAAUAUGGAUUAUAAAAAUAAUGAUGAAAUGUGUUGUGAUUUUCAGAAUAAUAAUAUAUUAUUAUUGAAUAAAAGCCCAAUUCCACAAUUAACCAGUUCUAACGAAAAUGUAAUAAUCAUAGAUAAUGUAUCUGACUCCAAUUGUGGGGUAGAGAUUCAAACAAAUAGUAAACUUAUAAAUACUGAAAAAAACAAUGAGAAUCGAAACAAUAUCCAUGAUUUUGAUGGAAAUUAUAAGGAUAAUGCAAAAGAUGAUGUAAAAGACAAAGCAAAAGAUAGCACAGUUGAAACUUUGGAUAUUUUUGAAAAGGAAAGAAAUUUUAAUACACCCUCAAAACAAAGUAACAAAAUAUAUUUAAACAAUGAAAAAAAAGAAUGUUCCAUUAACCGAAAUCAUUAUUCUCUAUUCCCAAAUUUGAAUUUUUUUAAAAACAAAAUUAUACAAAAAAAACAAAACACAGUUAGUAUUAAUAAGGAAAAAUCUGACCUAGAACAAAAAAAAGAAAAUUUAUCAAACAAUAAUAUAGAAAAUUUAUCAUCAAAUGUUGGAAUAAUAAAAAACAAAAAACAAUGUUGCUUAAGGUUCAUGUUUGUAUUAAAUGAUAUGAAUUUAGAGAAUAACAUGAAUAAUACUACUAUAGUCAUAAAUUUUUAUUUUCAUAAAACGAACAAAUAUUUUAAAAAAUAUAAAAACAAUAUUUUAGGAGCAUCAUUGGUUAUACAUACAAACAUUAAUGGAAAGGAUACUGUCAUAAAUGUUGAUACCCCUAAUAAAGACAAUUAUUGUUAUAUAAACUCAAAUAUUAUUUCUUUGAAUAAAUAUAAUAUUAAUAAUGAUCCAUUUGCGAAUUAUUGGAAAGAUAUAAAUUUACAAAAUAAUAAUGACAAAAAUAAAGACAAUAUAAACAAUUGCAAUAGUGAUAUUUCUGAUUUAGACCAAAAAAUGUUUGAAAAUUCAUUUUUGGUAACUAUUGAUAAGUUAGCCGAAAAAGCAAAAGAUGAGAGUAUCACUGAGCCUACUCCUUCUCAUUGUGAGCAUCCAAAUUUUGUUGAUCAACUAUUACAAGAUUAUAUCAAUUUGAAUAUAAAAAAAGACACUAAUGUUAAACAAUCUAUGAAAAAAAUAUACAAAAAUUUUUAUUCCAAUUUUAUUUUAUUAUGGGCAUGUAAAAACAUAGGAUGCAUAUACUUAGACAAAAAUAAUUCUCUAUACAUAAAUAUUAAUGAUUCUGCAAACAACUUAUCUAUUAAUUUACAUAAAAAAGAAUAUAAUGUUAUGUCUGAUCUAAAAUUUUCCAAAAAGAAUAAUUUUAUUUUUGUUAGCAAUUAUAAGGAUAGAAUAAUUUUCCAAAAAAUGAAAACGCUGUUUUCAAAAGUGUUUUUAAAAAAAAGUAAUACUACAAAUGAUAUUUUGAAUAAACCUGCAACUGAUCAAAACAUACCAAAUGAUGAAAUACUUGAAAACAAAUUUACUUGUCUAAAUAAUGAACAUAACAUGGCAAAAGCAAGUAUAAAUCCUAUCGAAAAUAACAAGGUAAUAAACGGUAUAAACAAAACAAAUAUACAAAUAAAUAAUACUUAUGAUGAUCAAAAUAGUAAACAAAAUAAAUUAAACAUUAUAAAAAAUAACAUUGAAGAUAAUGAAAGUGAAAUUUGUUUUGGUGACGAUUACUAUGAUAUAUAUAAAAAUUAUAACCCACCUAAUAAUUGCUGUUCCAAAAAUAAUACCACAUACAACGAUAAAAGUUUUGAGACGAGCGAAAUAUAUAAGAACAUUAUUAUGGCAUGUAAACAUUUGGAUUUACAGAACAAAAAUAAUAUUUCAAAAAAUUUUGAAAUAAAAAAUGAAAAAAUGGUGAUCAAAAAUAAUAACAUCCAAGGAAAACAAUGUUAUAAUGAGACUGGUUAUAAAAAUUCUAAAAAAAUAAAGAGCACAAGUUGGAAAGAUAAAUUAGAUACAACCAAUUUUCAUAAUAAUACAAAUAGUAAAUCUUUUUCAAGUAACAAGCAAAAUAUAGUAACUAGCAGGUUUAAUAAUAUAAUUUAUCAAGCUAACAAAAAAUUAGCAUUUAAAGAAAAAAUAAUAGAUGAUAAACUAUUAAAAAAAUUUAAUAUUAAUAGGGAAUCCUUAAUCUCACUAACUGAAAGUGAAAAACAAAUAGUGGAUGAUGUAAAAAAUGAUGAAUUUAAUAAAAUUAUAGAACAAGAAUUAUACAAUGAAAAUAAUAAUCAUAAAUUUCACGAUUCACUUCCUUUAAGAAGUACUGGUUAUACUGAAGAAGAAUUUAACAUAAUAAUGUAUUUGGAAAAAAGAAAAAAAAGACAAAACGCCAAAAAAAAAACAAUUAAAAAAAAUAUUAAAUGUCUUAUACCAUCAAGUUUUAAUAAUAUUAAGAUACACAGGCUAAACUUUAUUUCACUUUUGGAAAACUCGUUUUGUAAUUAUAAUAUUAAUACACAUUUUUCUCAUUUGAAAGCUGACUAUAAUUGUGAUAAGAAUGAAAAUAUAGGUAGCAAUAUAAUUAGCCAAAAUUUCUUUAUAGAGACUAUAAAAAAACAACCCAGAAAUUUAUCAAAUGAGCAUAAUAACAUAGAAGAGGGCCAAUCUUCAAAUAAUUCAUAUGUACAAAAAGAAAACUCCUUAUUUUUAGCAAUUGAUAAAAAUAAAAAAAAACAUAUAUAUAAAGAAAAUCCAUACAAUAAUUGUAAAAAUGAUAAUCCCACCAAAUUAAUGUAUAAACAUAUUUUAACAAAAGAAUUUGAUGAAAAUAAUGCAUCUAUUUGUAUUAACAAUUGCAGUUCUAGCUGUCUAAAUAGUGUAUCAGGAAAAUCAGAUGAAAUGAAACAAAUCCAUGAUAGCAACCAAAUGCCAAACUAUUUGAUAUCAACAACUGAAAUGGAUAAAAUGAAAAAGAAUGUAAGUGACUCAGUGGACAGUUUACCAAAUAUAUAUAUACACGAAACAGGAAAAAAUAAAAAGGAGUAUUUUCUUAAUUCUUUACAUCAAUCGAAGAAACAUAUUUAUUAUUCUUCAAAUAGUUCAAGAAAAUUAACACACAAAAAAACUGAUACUUAUAAUAAACUUAUUAAUGAGAACAAUAGAACAAGAAGUAUUGAUUUUAUUAGACAAAUGGAAGAAAAUAAUUUAACUAUAAACUGUCAAAAAAGGAAAGAUAAUAAGCGUUUAAUAAAUAAAGCUAAUAAAACGAAGCAAGCAAACAGAAACAUGCUUAAGAAAACCAUUUCCAAUAAUACACAUACCAGAAAUAAUAGUAAUACAAUUCAGGAUUGUAACAAAUUUCCACAUAAAAGUUAUGGAGCCAAUUAUCUAACGUGCCAAGAAAAAAUAAUUAGUAAGCCAAAAUUAAUAUCAGUGAAAAAUCCUCUAGAUAAUUCAAACGAGACAAUAUCUUCUGAUGAAUCAAAAAAGAGAGAGCGAAGUAAAAAAUGUGAAAACGAACAAAUUGGGAUUUUAAACAUGUAUUGCUUAUUUGAAAAUCAAUCAGAUUUUUUUUAUUUAAUUAGUGAAGGAUAUUCUAAAGCUAGUAGUUUUGUGAAUGAUAAUAUGCUAAUUCAUUCAAAAUUGUAUAAUGAUAUUUUUGAUAUAAAAAGAAAUGAUAUGCUAAUUUGGUAUAACCAAUCUAUUUGUAAUGAUUGUAAAAACCUAGAUGAAGAUAAUAAUGACAAUAAUAUUCAUAAUUCAGAUGAUAAGAUUAACAAUGAAAAUAAUUUGUGUAUUCACAAAAAAAACCCAAUGUUAUGUAAUAUUUGCGAUGAUAUUUUUAAAAAAAAUUUGUUAAAUGAUUUGUUCUUUUUUAAGAUUAUUAUAAUAAAUAAAAAAAAUAUUUUUUUAAAACGAUUAAUCAUUAAUAUUCAUUAUGAGAGCCCAUUAAUAAAUGCCCAUUUUACUUCAAAAGACAGUAUUAAAUAUAUUUUGGAAAAAAACAACAAUCAAUAUAAAUUAAAAAUUAUAGCUAUAACUAAAAAAAAGGUACACAAAAAAUUAUCUUUAUCAAAAUCAAAAUUUUUAAGAAAAUGCUUAGAAAUUGAACUAACUAGUAAUUUUCAAAAUAUGAAAAAUUUAAUAUCUACAACUGAUCCAUCCAAAACUUCGACUCAUAAUAUGGAUGAAAAUGAACAGGAUACAAUCUAUGACCAAAUUGAAACUCAUUCAAAGAAUUUAUCAAAUGAUGUGCAAUCACCUCAAUUUAAUUUUGAUGCAUUUAAUUCGAGUAUAGCAAUUCUCACAUUUAGCAUACUCGAUGACAAAAAUAAAAAGAAAUAUGACAUUGAGAGAUUUGUUGUUCCUUCAGUAUUAUUUUGCACCAAUGGCUAA